Molecule: messenger RNA, 3003 nt
Organism: Daktulosphaira vitifoliae (grape phylloxera)
Lineage: Eukaryota; Metazoa; Arthropoda; Insecta; Hemiptera; Phylloxeridae
Product: Fanconi anemia group J protein homolog
Exons: 13
Coding region: 164-2803 (879 amino acids)
Biological process (GO): nucleotide-excision repair; double-strand break repair involved in meiotic recombination
Cellular component (GO): nucleus
Molecular function (GO): hydrolase activity, acting on acid anhydrides, in phosphorus-containing anhydrides; DNA helicase activity; DNA binding
Source: RefSeq, a predicted model, not a curated record
AUCAAUUAGCGUUGUAUUUUAUUCUUACAGUGUGUGACUGCUUAUACUUAAGUAAAUUAAUAGUAUUAUCAUUAUUAAAAAGUAAAAAUUUUAAAUAAAAUAAAUUGAAUUUUAUGUUACCUAUUAUAUAAGUAACUUUUGUUGUAUUAUCAUUGGUUUAAUAAUGGAUAUUUCUAAUAAUUCUCAAUAUUUUUCUACACAAAAUCCUUCUUAUGUGUAUACAAUUGGAGGAGUUAAAGUUGAUAUGCCAGUAAAACCUUAUCCUUCUCAAGUGUCAAUGAUGGACAAAGUUAUACGUGGUUGCCAAAAGCAGCAAAAUUGUCUUUUGGAAAGCCCUACAGGUUCUGGAAAAACACUAGCGCUGUUAUGUUCUGCAUUAUCUUGGCAAAAAGCUGAAAAAGAACGUAUCGAUAAAAUAGCUGAAGAAGAGUUUCAAGCAAAAUUAACAGAAUGGAUGCAGAAAGAACAAGAAGUCAAACAACCAAAAGAAAAAAAAAGGAAAAUGCUAAAAGAAAAAACUACAGUUUUUCAGAAGUCACCAGUUAAAGUUCAUGAAACAAUUACUCUGAGUGAUGGCGAUUCAGAUGAAGAAAUGGCUAUUUUCAAACAACCUGGUAAAAAAAGAAAGAUAAAUAAUGAGUCAAUGAACUCAUCAAAAAAUGACUCAAUUAUGACCAAUGAUGAUAGUGCUAACAAUAGUUUGAUGACCGAAGAUGAUGAAGAACCGGAGGUUUCAAAAAGUGGUCCCCCCAAAAAAAUCAAACCAAAAAUUCCUGUUAUAUUUUUUUGUACAAGAACUCAUAAACAAAUCUCUCAAGUUGUGAAAGAAUUAAAAAGAACAAACUUCACAGAAGUCAAGAGUUGUGUAUUGGCUAGUCGCGAGCACAUGUGCAUUCAAGACAUCAACGUUCUAGCACCUCAAGUAAAAUUUAAAUCAAAAACUGAAAUGUGUAGAGAAUUAAUAGAUCCUAAAGCAAGAAUGAGAAAUUCUAUGAAAUUAAAAAGGCCUGUCGACAAAUGUUGUUUUCAUGAUAAUGGUGGUGUUAAAUUAAGUAACUAUAACCAACUGAGUUCGUUCGGUUUGUCUUCCGUAUGGGAUGUUGAAGAAUUAGUUCAAAUGGGUGAAAAACGUAAUUCGUGUCCUUAUUACGGCUCUCGUUUGUUAAUGAAACAUGCUGACAUAAUUUUCUGUCCUUAUAACUAUAUUAUUGAUCCUACUAUUAGGAAGACUAUAAAUGCGAAUCUCAAUGGUCAUGUACUUAUUGUAGACGAAGCUCACAAUAUUGAAGAUCAGUGUCGAGAUGCCGCUAGUCUUCAAUUGGACCAAACAAAUCUAAAUUUGGCGAAAAUGGACUGUGAAAAAAUGUCUCGUCUGGGUUCCAACUCAUCAGAGUACGGUGCACUGGCCCAAUAUUUAUCUGAUCUUUCAAUAUGGAUCGAUAAAAAGUCGGCCGAAGUUAAAUCAUAUGAUGACUACAACAGAGGUGUUAUUUCAUGGUCUGGCAUUUAUACCGUAGCAAGUUUUAAUGAAUUUGGUUUAGGAUUGGAUACUUUUGAGAAAUUUAAAGUGAAUUGCCAAACUGUUUUAAGCGAAACUACGGAUGGGGAACAAAUAGAAGUAAAGUCACCAGAGAAGACGGAUAGCGUAAAGAAAAAACAAGAAGACAUGGAAAUUUCCAAUGCCACCAAACAAUUAUUAGGAUCUAUUAUUACAACUUUUGAAUUUCUUUUUGACGAAAAAUAUAAAAAUGACUAUCAUGUUUCUUUGGAAAAAGUGAUGCAAGUGAAAAAGUAUGAAUACAAUGAUUCUCCAUUGACUGUCGAUGGUUGGAUUAAUGAUUCUAAAGAAAGCAGAAAAGACUCACGCACCAUAUGGGUGAACAUAAUUAGUUUUUUAUGCUUGAAUCCAGGGGCAGUCUUCGAGGAUUUAAAAAUUUCUAUGCGAAGCAUAAUCCUCACCUCAGGUACUUUGUCACCAAUGGACUCUUUCCAGUCAGAACUGGGAACUCAGUUUCCAAUAGCAUUGGAAGCCAAUCAUGUUAUUAAAUCUGACCAGUGUUGGGUGACCUCUGUAAGUACUGGGCCUAAUCAAAUAGAUUUAAAUGGACAACAUCAAAAUACCAACACAUUCGCAUUUCAAGAUGAAAUGGGGCGAGUGUUAAAAAAUGUUUGUGAAACGGUCCCUUAUGGAGUGUUGUGUUUUAUGCCUUCAUAUGUGCUUAUGGAUAAACUUUAUGAAAGGUGGCAACUUACUGGAAUGCUGAAAGAAAUCAGUAAUAUAAAACUAGUGUUACGAGAACCUCGACGUGGAGAUGAAUUAGAAGGGCUCAUGUACAAGUAUUACAAUGUUAUUAAAGGAGCUCAAUCUGGCACCAGUGGCCGUCUUACGGGUGCUCUAUUUAUGGCAGUUUAUAGAGGUAAAAUCAGUGAAGGACUUGACUUUUCUGACAACAAUGCUAGAGCUGUUGUUGCCGUUGGUAUACCAUUUCCUAAUUACAAAGAAGUAGCUGUUUCUCACAAAAAAGAGUACAAUAAUAGACAUUACAAAGAAAAAGGAUUAUUAAAUGGCUGGCAGUGGUAUGAAAUCCAGGCAUACAGAGCUCUAAACCAGGCUCUAGGUCGAUGUAUCAGACACAGAGACGAUUGGGGUGCCAUAUUAUUAGUAGACAGCCGAUAUGCAGAGCAGAAACGUACAGCUGGCUUAUCUAAAUGGAUCAGAUCAAGGGUGGAACGUCCAGAGUCGUGGUCAACAGUUAUUGAUAGACUUAAAUUCUUUAUAGAGUCUAGACAGAAUGAUGACUGAUAAAUUACUCUUUGUCAUCUAUUUUCAUUUACCAUCAUUAAAUAGUACAAAUUACAUUUUGAUUUUCCUCUUAUUUGUUAUAAAUUACAUUUUUUUUGGUUUGUGUAAAUUAUUAAAAUUUGUAUUAUUAUCGACUUUAUUUAAAGUUUAAAAGAUGUGCAGUUAUUCAUUUUCUUAAAUAUUUAUAAAAAACAUAAAAA